ACCACAGAAAACUAAAACACACAGCAAUGGUGCACAAUAAAAGUAUUCGUGGCAUAUACACUCACCCGCCACAGCACUUAUAAGAAGCGCUGAAUUCAUUUCCUGGUUAAGAGUAAGGUGCUCUCUAGUGGAGACGGUUUGUUACUGCUGAACCAAUCAGAGGCUGUUUUAAACUUUGGUUCAUAAUUCGCUUCCGGUCACUUUUUGUUUUGAGUAAACUGGCGCCAUCAGUUACAAUUCGACCACAUUGACGUCAUUCACUGCUCUGUGGUGAGUGUGGAUAAAGGCAUGAUGAGUGAAGAAAAACGCAGUCCUACGAGAGGUGCUGCGAGCUUAAACCACAGCAAAUGGAACCAUAAAGGUCCUCAGGUCCACUGGAUGGAUGACACUUUAAACGAUGAUAACAAUGUGAGUGAAGAGGGUUGCAAACUGGCAACGCAGAGGAUGUCCACCCCAAAACUUGCAGAUGUGCUUGAACCGAGUACAUUCUUGGUUCAAGAUGAGGAAGAAGACUCGAACGAACUGGCUUUCCUUUGUAUGUCUGGCAUGUCUCUUAUUGAGAGCGUGUCGUCAGAUGAAGAGAAGACCAAGGACUCUGGGAUUGUCGUGGGUGCAGAGAGCGAAGCCUGUCCUGAUAACCUUGUCAAGAGUUCCACUGAAACGUCAGCCGAACUGGAAACUUCAUCUUCCCCUUUGCCGGAUUCGAUUUGGGAUACAGACUUCCACAAAAAGCACAUGGCGGCAAUAAGCAGUGACAAGUUUGACAGCCUCCUGAAGAUGUGUCCGAAUCUUUACGACUCUAAGAGCCACAUGGCAGCAUUUGUAAUUGUAAGAUUGGGUCAGACAUGUGAUCGUUACCAAGUGGUGGCGCUAGGAGCCGGCCGCUUGAGCUGCACAAAUUGGCUUUGCUUCAACGGCAACAUCGUACACGACUGUCACGCCGUCAUCAUUGCCAGGCGGGCACUGAGGAGGUUCCUCUACAAGCAGCUUCUGCUCUUCUUCAGCGCCGAUCCUGGGGUUAAAGAGCAUUGCAUAUUUGAGAGCAGCACAGACGGACCACAGCUUCAGCUUAAAGCGAAGACCAGUCUGCACCUCUACACCAAUCAGUGUCUUGAAGGGGCUGCUAAAAACCUCCACUUGAGGGGCCCGACCUACAACAACACAUCGACCCCUCUGAAGCUGCAGUACCAUGCCAAGAAUCAGCUCAUACCGGCCUCCUACCUUGAACCGAGCUACUUGGGCGCCAAAGUGUGCAGCAUGUCGGGCAGUGACAAGCUGUGCAUGUGGACCUUUGUGGGGGUACAAGGCGCUUUGCUGAGUCACUUCAUCCAGCCAAUCUACAUCACCAGCAUGGUGCUUGGGGGCCAGAAGAUGUACGUACACAACAUGGCAGAGAUAACCAACGAACGUCUGGGCGAAGGCUGGGACAACAUCCUACCGGCAUGGUACAAGAAGCAGAAAAUCAUCUUUCUGCACUGCGAUGAGGUGACAGCCAGAGAGGGGUGGCCGCAACAUGACGUCCUCAGCAUCAACUGGUGUCUCGGGGACAAAGACAUCGAGGUGGUGGACAGCGGCAAAGGCCUCAUUGAUGACAGUUCCCCUUCCAUGAGCGGACCCGGCUUCUCCAGUAGGCUGUGCAAGCGAGCUCUUUUCAGUUAUUUCUGCCAAGUGGCCCCGCUGGGGGGACAUGGCCACUUGCUGGGUCUGCCCACUUACCACAGUGUCAAGGCGGAGGCGUUGGUCUACCAGACGGCCAAAGAACUGGUCAAGCAAUACUUCCUCGGCAUCCAUGCUGGUCCCUGGAACGCCAAGAAGCUGGUGAACUGCUUCAGUGCCUGAAGACACUCCUUGAGGUUUAGUUUGUGUUUAAUCUCUUCAAGCUCCGUUGGUAAACAUGUUUGGUUAUUUAAAGCUACAUUUUGGUGCAUUGUUGCCGUCUAUUAGUUCAAAAGUAUACGUUUUGCACCGUUGAUAUUCUAUAUAAAGCCAGUUUGGCGAAACAGUGUAAUUCACAGGUUUGUGUAUUGAUUCCCUUUAUUAUACAUACGUAUACAUAGCUGUCAAAUAUUAAUUUAAAUUGUUUAGCACAGUUAGCAACAAAGCUAAACAUAAGCACAAUGGACAUAUAGUAUGUUAUAAAUGCAGUAAGUGU
Molecule: messenger RNA, 2152 nt
Organism: Doryrhamphus excisus (bluestripe pipefish)
Lineage: Eukaryota; Metazoa; Chordata; Actinopteri; Syngnathiformes; Syngnathidae
Source: RefSeq, a predicted model, not a curated record